AAUAUAAAGGCGCCAAAAACAAUUAUAUUCUUCAGAUGCAUCAGUAAAACAUAUGGAAAUUUUUAGUGCUGUCAAAUAAUAUUGUAUGAAAUAUCAUACUCGAGAACUGUGUAACAAAAUUAGAAACUGUAAUUAAUAAUAUGCACGGAGUAUAAUGAUGUAAAACUUUAAACAAUAUUUUCUCAGCUUAUUGAGUUUAGCUUAUUCAGCUUAUUUUAUUGAUCAAGGCUUUUGCUAUUAUGGUGUAGAUCAAGGAAAAAAAACUACAUUGAGCUCAAAUACAGCUCAAGCCUUAGCAGUAUAAACUAAGUUUCUCAGCUCAGGCAAAGAUGGCUCAGAUUAGUUCGAUGUCGCUGUCGACUUGAAGCACCAUCUGUCAGUGGUUACUAACACCAUUAUUUCUCUAGAUCAGUUCUAGAUUUGCGUUUCUUACAAUUUCAAAUGUGGCAACAUAAAUUGUGCUACCUUUUAAACGUCUUUCUGUUUUAAUAUUGUAACAUACGUUUUGUACCAUACAAAAUGUAAAAUACACUAUUGGAGUAUGACAAUAGGAAAAAUUUGAUUCAUUCUUUUAUUAGCUUGUACAUAUUUAUAUCCUGCAAAAUUUGAUUUGCUUAUGAAGCAAAUAUUAAGCUAGUAUAGGAAUUAAUUGCUAACGGUAUUUUCUCUGAAAGGAAUUGCCUCAUAAUUUGUUGAAAUAAAGUUGUUGAUGUCGACAGACAGUCUGAUGCACGAAGAUUCAAAUUAUUCUGGCUACUCAAGUAUGAAUGGGGAUAUGAAAGAUAGCAUUUGCCGUGAUUAUUUGCGUAAUGUUUGCAACAGAGGCAACAGUUGUAAAUUUCGACAUCCUGAAGGCGAUGAAGCCAAGGCUUUGGGUAAGAAAGAUCUGAUUUUCUGUCAUGAUUUCCAAAAUAAAGAAUGCCGAAGACUCAAUUGCAGAUUUAUCCACUGCACCAAACAAGAAGAAGAAAUCUAUCGUUCGAGUGGCUAUAUUGCAGAACACAUUAUGGAGAGUGUAUCACAGAAAGGAGGAGGGCAGUUGAUCUCUAGCAUUCCAGUUUGUAAAGAUUUCCUAAAAGGAGAAUGUAAGCGAGGAGGUCGUUGCAAAUUCAGACAUAUCACAGCAGGACAGUAUCACAUGGAAAAUAAUAAUAUAAAUACCCGAAGAGGGCAGUUUGAAAAUUAUGAUCGUCAAUUUGAUGGUUUUGGUAUGUGUGAACCACAACCGAAACGACAGGCAUAUGAAAACAACUUUUCUCCCUUUGGUGGGGGAAAUGCCAUGCCUGAACCACAUCAGCUUUUCCCACAACAUUACCGCUUAUUACAAGAAGAAAAUGCCAGGUUGUUGCAUAAAAUUGAAGAACUAAAAAAACAAGUUGUUGAUCUUACAGCAACCAAUCAGUUCUUACGAGAACAGAAUGAACAAAUGCGAGGUUUGACAAGUAAGGACUGGUAUGUGUCUGCCUACCAAAAUUCAUACCUUGCGCCGUGAGGUAUAGAUCUGUAGCUUUUACAUUUUUGUCAUAUGUCACAUUAAUGUUGUUAUAUAAAUUUUAAUGCUUUGAUGUUAGUACAAAAGUAUAGAAAUUUGCUGAAAUCUGGUUGAAUUUAGUGUUCAACAUAUUUUAGUUGAUGAAAAACUUUUCCAUGUGCAUUCUUACACAUGUGUGAAUUUAUAUUUCUGUAUUUACCUGGUAAUUUUUAAAUCUCUCAUUUUUGAAUAAAACAAAGGGUCAGCGAAAAGUGCUAAACAUUUACAAAUGCA
Molecule: messenger RNA, 1765 nt
Organism: Stegodyphus dumicola
Lineage: Eukaryota; Metazoa; Arthropoda; Arachnida; Araneae; Eresidae
Product: zinc finger CCCH domain-containing protein 10-like
Biological process (GO): regulation of RNA splicing
Molecular function (GO): metal ion binding; RNA binding
Source: RefSeq, a predicted model, not a curated record